Molecule: messenger RNA, 756 nt
Organism: Angiostrongylus costaricensis
Lineage: Eukaryota; Metazoa; Nematoda; Chromadorea; Rhabditida; Metastrongylidae
Source: the annotation of a GenBank genome assembly
AUGCCCUUUAAUUCUUGUACAAAAACUUCACAACCAAAAUAUCACCAUUCAACAACGAUAUUAACAUUGACGUCAAAACAAGGGUUAGGCAAGGCGAUACCAUAUCGCCAAAAUUAUUUACCGUUACCCUCCAGAACGUCAUGCGAAUAUUGGAAUGGGAAUAUGGGAGUGAAAAUCGAUGGUAGGCAGUUACACCAUCUUCACUUUGUUGAUGACAUCGUCCUUAUAACACCAAACAUUAGCCAAGCGGAACGAAUGCUUGCCGACUUUGAUAAAGCUUACGGAAAGAUUGAUCUUCGACUAAAUCUCACAAGAACGAUGUUCAUAAAGAACGGAUUGGUUUUGGACACUCCACUCACGCCCAACGGGACGAAUAUCUCCGAAUGCUUCAGUUACAUCUAUCUAUGUCAGGAAAUCAACAUGUUGAACGACUUAGCCCCAGAGCUAACCAGAAGGAAACGAGCGACUUGGGAAGCUUUUAAGAGCAUCGAGAAUGUAGUGAAGAGAAAAAUGAACACCCGACUCCGUUCCCACCUUUUCGACUCAACGGUACUUCCUGCCCUAACGUAUGCGUCAGAAACCUGGUCGCUGCGUAAGCAGGAUGAAAGAUCACCCAGCGUUAUCGAACGCGCAGUCGAAAGGACGAUGCUAGGAGUAACCCGUUUCACGCAACUAAGGGAAGGGAUCCGAAGCUCCGACCUGCGUGAACGAUUAAAAUCAAAGAUGCCGUUCUGUAUGCCAAACAGUCGAAGAUAA